Molecule: messenger RNA, 837 nt
Organism: Didymodactylos carnosus
Lineage: Eukaryota; Metazoa; Rotifera; Eurotatoria; Philodinida; Philodinidae
Source: the annotation of a GenBank genome assembly
CACGUGAUUAUGGCCUGUCGAAACGAAGAGAAAGCACAAGCAGCUAUACAAGACAUUCGAACACAAGUCGACACUAAAGACAGUGAUAAUUUGAAGCUAGAUUUUAUACAACUUGAUUUGGCAUCGUACGAAUCUGUGAGAAAGUUUGUUGAUCAAUUUCAUCAGCGACACUUACCCUUACAUUUAUUAAUCAAUAACGGUGGAAUCUACAUGUCGCCUUUUGCAUUGACAAACAACGGUCAAGAAUCACAUUUUGGAGUCAAUCAUCUAGGACAUUUCUUACUCACAAACUUAUUGUUAGAUGAUCUUAAACAGAAUGUUCCAUCGCGCAUUGUUAUGUUAGCCAGUAGAGCUCAUCUGCGGCAUCCUGGUAUUGAGUUUGACGAUGAACGAAGAAACCAACCGUAUCCAGAUAACGGUAUCGCCACUUAUCGAGCACGUGCUGCGGCCUAUAGUCAGUCAAAACUAGCCAAUAUGAUGUUUUGUAAGGAAUUAGCUGAACGUCUCGGACCUGACUCAAGAAUCUAUUGUAAUGGAGUACAUCCUGGAGUGGUGAAAACGAAUGUCUUUCAGCACAUCAAUUGGAUUAAGUUUGUACUAAGUCCUUUCAUGCGCACAGUUGAAAAUGGAGCAAUGACGACGCUCUACGUUGCCACACAUCCUGACAUUGAAAUUAAGAAUAUUCAUGGUGCUUAUUUCGUUCCAAGUAAACAUAUUCCACCUCCUUACAUUAGACCCGUUGAAGCCAAUCCAAAUCCGGUUGUUUUAGAUAAAAGUGCGCGAGAAAGACUUUGGGAAUUGAGUAAACGUUUAACUGGUUUAUCAAACACCAUUUGA